AAGUGUUUUGAUUCAUUCGGUUUUCGUAAUGGUAGAUUGGUCACAAGUUAAGCACGUUUCUCAGAAUGUUACGAUCAAAGCGAAAAUAUAGUCUAGUUGACCGUCUUAUAGCACGGCAUCUUAUGGGGCAUGAAAUUAAUGAUAAUCUUUUUUCUGAUUGGUGUGGUAAAUCCUAUUCGCUGUACAGACGAGAUUUGUUGGCUCAUUAUGGUUGCGUUAACGCAGUCGAGUUUUCUGAAGACGGAACCAUCUUCGCAUCUGGUAGUGAUGACAGGAGGGUGUUGCUGUGGUCUAUUUCAGAAACUUUGGACAAUCAUUCAAAAACCAAACCAAUAGCAAUGGAAGCUGAACAUGGAUCAAAUGUGUUUUGCUUAGCUAUCAGCGUGGAUAAUGAAAGGAUAUUUUCGGGUGGAAAUGAUUUACAAACCAUUAUACAUGACACUAAAUCAUCAAAACCUGUUGAUUAUUUUUUGCAUGAAAAUCCAGUUUAUGGCAUAUCAUUACAGCCAAAUAGUCAAAGUGUAUUUGCCACAGCAUGUGAUGAUGGGAAAUUAAGAGUAUUCGAUAUGCGAUGCAGCGUAUCAGCAGAGAUCGUGCUUGCCUCUAAAAAAUCGCCUUUUCACUCCAUCAUGUUCCACCCAAUCGAAGGAAGGAUUGUCGCCAGCGCAAGCGCAAAAGACGGACCAGAAUUGUGGGAUCUACGUAAUCCAUUAAUGUGCCUUCGUCGAUAUCCGAACGAGAAAGGAGCAAUGAGUGCCCGAUUCAAUUCAUUAGGUGAUAGACUACUUUGCCUCCGUAGACGAGAACCGCCAAAAAUAUAUCAUCUUUACCGAGAUGAAGAUAUUCAACUGCGUGCCGAAGGCUACAACAACGCCUGUACGAUGAAGAGCUGUUGUUUCGCCGGCGAUCGAGAUGAAUUUGCCAUUUCGGGUUCGGAUGACCACAACAUCUACAUCUGGAGAAUUCCUGUAACCGGAGAGGAUGACCCUGACCGCAUCGUUCAUAAUGCUCAUAUGGUGUUGAAAGGACAUCGUUCGGUAGUCAACCACGUCCGCUAUAAUUCGGUCACGUGUUCUUUAGCUUCGUGUGGAGUCGAAAAAAUGAUUAAGAUUUGGUCUCCAUUUUCUUUCCCCGGAUCCUCAGGAGGCCUCGAUCGGUUGGCUGCGGAUGAGAUAAAACCGAGGAAAAGGUUGAGCCGAUUAUCUCGGGAUUGCAAUAUGAUUAUUGCUCCAAGUCCAAAUUUCAGAACAACGGACGAAGAUAAAAAGAUGUUGGCCUUUUUCGACCUAUUAGUGGAUCGUUCCUCUUGGAUCAGUUCAGGUGAAGAUGAAACAAGUGAUUCACCUGAAGAUGACGACAUAGACGAUGAUGAUGAUCAGGAGUACAGCACUUCACAUUCAACUUCACCAGCAAGCUCAGAAAAUGAGGAAUCAUUUGAAAUAAACUCACUGUCAACGCCAUCGACUUCUUCGAGUGAUGACGAGGAGCCUGUCGCCGGACCUAGUGGAAUAAGAGUCAAUAGCCGCAGUGAAAGUGAAUCAUCCAAAUUAGAAUUACCACCAGAGUUUAAUGUUCGCCGACGUGUGCCCUUAAGACUUUCUGGACUAACAUCGUCUUCAGACAAUGAUGAAACAUAUUCGCCAGCCGAGGAGAGGAAUCAAAAUCCAGUUGUGUUCCGGUCGUUGUCCAACUCGAGAAAUAGACAAUUUCGUCGAAGAAUUAGCAGCUCGAGUUCGUCUUCUUCUUGAAAAAAAUAAUUGAUGGAAAAACUAAGAAAGUGUUUCAAAGUUUCCAUUUCAUUGUGCGUCUUUUCCAAUUGUUUGGCGGUGCGAUUGUGAUGCAAUUGUGAUUGCCAUUGUUGAAUACAAGUGUUCAUGUUUUGCAA
Messenger RNA from Daphnia carinata, 1885 nucleotides. RefSeq names its product DDB1- and CUL4-associated factor 5-like. The record is from RefSeq and is a predicted model, not a curated record. The coding region runs from base 66 to 1748 and encodes 560 amino acids. The transcript is spliced from 6 exons. Gene Ontology annotation, cellular component: Cul4-RING E3 ubiquitin ligase complex; cytoplasm. Gene Ontology annotation, biological process: negative regulation of fatty acid biosynthetic process. NCBI's taxonomy places the organism in Eukaryota, Metazoa, Arthropoda, Branchiopoda, Diplostraca, Daphniidae. Gene Ontology annotation, molecular function: protein binding.